AUGAAGCUGCCGCCACAUCGACCGGGUGUGGAUCAUGAAGUCAACCUGCAGCCUGACAAGAACGGCAACGAGCCACCCCUUCCAGGAUUCAUCCGAGCGAGUAGCUCAGCGGCUGCCGCGCCGGUGCUGUUCCGCGACCGAUACCCACUGCCCUCAUCGCGGAGACCCUGCAGAAUCUGGCCAAGGCUAAGUGGUUCACCAAGAAAGACUGCAUUUCGCACGAGGUUUGGGCUCUACGAGUGGCUCGUGUGCCCUUUCGGCCUGAGCGGCGCCCCGGCAUCAUUCCAACGAUACAUGAACAGUGUAUUGCGCGAAUGGCUGGACGACUUUGUCACAGCGUACCUGGAUGAUGUACUGAUCUACUCGAGCGGUUCGAAGGCGGAUCAUGAGGCUAAGAAGCUUUCUGGCUUCGCCAACUAUUACCGGAUCUUCAUCCCCGACUAUGCCAAGAUCACGCAGUCUCUGGAUGCCCUGCUUAAGAAAGGAACUGCCUUUCAUUGGGGACGAGCGGAGAACGAGGCGUUUCAGGAGCUGAAGCGACGAUUUUGCGAGUCACCGGUGCUCAAGCAGUGGGACCCGAGCCUCCCGACCUUUUUGGAGACGGAUUGCUCAGGCUACGCAUUGGGAGGCGUCCUGUCGCAGGAAGGCCCAGAUGGACGUCGACACGCAUGCGCCUUCUUCUCGAAGCGACUUUCGCCAGCGGAGUACAACUAUCCCAUUCACGACAAGGAGAUGCUUGCCAUCAUGAGAUGUCUCGACAACUGGAACGCCGAACUUAGGAGCUGCGGCCCAUUUACAAUCCUUACCGAUCACCGCAACCUGGAGUAUUUCAUGACACGCCAGAAGCUCACGGAACGGCAGAGCCGUUGGGCAGCCGAAUUGUCCCAGUUCGACUUCAAGCUCGAGUAUCGACCGGGAAGCGAGGCUGUCGUGCCUGAUGCGUUGUCCCGCCGUGAACAAGACAAGCCACAGGGCAUUGACGACGAGCGGGAACAAGGAAGAAUGAUACAGUUGAUACCGGAUAGUGCCAUUCCAUCAUCGACAAGAGCAUGUAUCAACGCGAUGAGUUCUGACUGUUCAGAGGCAUCCACCCUGCCGAAGAUGAAGGUCUUCGAGGUAGCGGACCUGCAGCAACUCUGGGACGAAACGGUGGCGAAGGACUCGAUAUUCCGGGCAGCCUAUAAGGCAGUCCGCGAUCGCGAGCGUGCCUUCCCGCCCUCGCUGGGCCUGAAGAUCCAGAUUUCAGAAUGUGCGAUCGACGCAGGCAAAAGGCUGACAUUCAGAGACCGUAUUUGGUCGCAUGACUCUGUUGCGACCGGUCAUCCCGGCAGGGAAGGUACGCUGGCUAUUGUGGCUCGGCGAUUCUACUGGCCUGGGCAGUCCCAGCUGGUUCGCCGUCGAAAGGGAUUUCUCAAGCCUCUGCCGAUUCCAGAUCGACCCCGAAGCCAUUUGUCCAUGGACUUCAUCACAGAUCUGCCGCCUACUGGACCGAGCAAGGCAAGGUACCUGUGGGUGAUUGUGGACAGACUGACAAAGGCUGUGACCCUCGAGUGUCAUUACCGAUUUCACGGAAUGCCACGGUCCAUCGUCAGCGACCGCGGAGCAACUGGCUAA
Hirsutella rhossiliensis is the source of this 1614-nucleotide messenger RNA. RefSeq names its product reverse transcriptase (RNA-dependent DNA polymerase) domain-containing protein. The transcript has 8 exons. Bases 1 to 1614 code for a protein of 537 amino acids. The record is from RefSeq and is a predicted model, not a curated record. Gene Ontology annotation, molecular function: nucleic acid binding. NCBI's taxonomy places the organism in Eukaryota, Fungi, Ascomycota, Sordariomycetes, Hypocreales, Ophiocordycipitaceae.